This is a messenger RNA of Theobroma umbraticum, 685 nucleotides long. RefSeq names its product putative histone H2A.3. Gene Ontology annotation, cellular component: nucleosome. NCBI's taxonomy places the organism in Eukaryota, Viridiplantae, Streptophyta, Magnoliopsida, Malvales, Malvaceae. Gene Ontology annotation, molecular function: protein heterodimerization activity; DNA binding; structural constituent of chromatin. The record is from RefSeq and is a predicted model, not a curated record.
AACCAUCCCAAAUAGAGACUUCCAAAACCGCCACCUGUCCGACCUUUACUUUCAGAAACUCACAAAUCUCUAACUUCUCUGUUCUCGAAUAGUAACAAAGUCUAACAAAAGAAAAAAUGGCAGGAAGAGGGAAGGCAAUCGGAGCAGGAGCUAAGAAAAUGGGCCAAUCGAGGAGCCAAAAGGCUGGUCUCCAGUUCCCUGUAGGUCGUAUUGCCCGUUUCUUGAAAGCUGGAAAGUACGCCGAGCGCGUCGGUGCUGGUGCCCCUGUUUACCUCGCCGCAGUCCUUGAAUACCUCACCGCUGAGGUUUUGGAAUUGGCUGGUAAUGCUGCGAGAGACAACAAGAAGUCGAGGAUAGUUCCAAGGCACAUUCAGUUAGCAGUUAGGAACGAUGAGGAGCUUAGCAGGUUGCUUGGAACUGUUACAAUAGCAAACGGUGGUGUUUUGCCUAAUAUUCAUAACAUGUUGUUGCCUAAAAAGACUGGUGCUGGCUCCAAGGCCGGCGGCCCUGCUAAUGAUGAUUAGUUAGGCUCAUUUUGAUGUCAAUUUGUGAAAAUUUUGGUAUUUUUCUUCUGGGUUUUCUUUUGCUUUUUUAGAGGAUUAGUUUUGGGGAAUUUGUGAAGAUUGGCAAUGGCUACAAUUGAUGUUCUGAAUCAAUUCCUUAUUGACACAUUCCGAUUUCUUCA